Molecule: messenger RNA, 1539 nt
Organism: Annulohypoxylon truncatum
Lineage: Eukaryota; Fungi; Ascomycota; Sordariomycetes; Xylariales; Hypoxylaceae
Exons: 5
Coding region: 489-1304 (271 amino acids)
Source: RefSeq, a predicted model, not a curated record
UUGUAGUUGGAUAUUGGGAGUGUCUUAAGUGAUUUUACCUCCAGCUAUGCUGGACGUCAGUCGUCCCUUGGUAUUUUCUCCUCGCUCUUUUAAUCUUUCGACGACGGAAAUUUUCAACUUAAAGGGUAGGAUGCAGGUAUCGGUAAGCCCUGAGGUUCUGGAAUUGAGGUGCUUGAGUACCCAGGCAGAUCCCCAACCGAAAUGGCGGCAAUAGCUUCUCAAGUCGUGGAAAGAGCAUUGGUUGAUUUGCUGGAUAUCCGCACGCCUGCUUCCUACCCUCAAUGGGAGGAUAUAAUUAAGGAAGGCGCUGUCUACCUAUCCAAGGUCGGGGCAGGUUCUACCUCCAGCUCUUACACUUGAUUUUACGUCAAUUAAACUCACAAUGUGCCAACCUUGUCUUCCAAUUAUUUCCAUAUUCUUUCAAGGCUCGAGGACCAACGACAGCCGCCACGCUCACAUUACCACAUUGCCAUUUACCCUAAGUCAACAUGUCGAAGAGAGGGUUGAAAAGGAAGCCAGGCCUUCAACUGCUUUCGGACCAAUCGGAUGGCCUAUUCAUCAAGGACAAUAACGCCAAACGGAACAAACUCGGUGAUACAAACAAGAGAUUGUCACGUCUUGACGAAUACGAAAAGGACGAGGGCCGGGAAGGUAGCCGAAAUUUCCAGCGAUGGGCCGAGAUUUUCGAAAGCAACACUAAAGGCGAAAUGAUGAAAUCCAAGACUUUCAUGAAGAACUUCGGAGAGAAGAUUAAGAAGCAAAAUGAUUGUAUGCGGUUAUUCAUGCAAGUACGAGAGAAGGAAUUCGCCGAAAGCGAAGGUCGAUUUGUGGGAGCUUUCGCGAGGCUUUAUUCCACUGCGGCUGUCUCUUCUGGAACAUUUGGUGCUAGCAAGGAAGAUCACGUCCUAUUCAAAGACGCCCAGUCUGUCAUUUCGGGAGGUUACUCUCUUCUCAAGCAAUUCAAGGAGACAGACGAGCAGCUCAAGAACUUCAAGAUCGAUCUGCCCAUAGCGAAGUGGAAGCAAGAUGGACGGGAUGUGAAAGAACUCCUCGCCUGCGGUCGCGAGUAUGGAGAGAAACUUAUCGAAAGAAAUCUCGCCCCGGAUUCUUAUCCGUCUCCCCAUCCUGAUAGGUACAAGGCAGACGAGAAAAAUGAUAUGGUCUCGGAGCUUUUCAAGGACAGCGGCAAGGCAACGGAUGGAGACAGCUGGGGUACGAUUGCUGCAGACCAGGUGAAGAAGUUAUCUGCUGUUGCCAAGACCAUUCCCAUCAAGGCUGUAGAGCGAUCCAAAUACCGAUCUUGAAGGGAAUAGGCGAGCUCGUGAGAUUUGGGACGAUAUACAUUACGCCAUACAGCUAUCCUAGCUACCUGCUAAUAUGUGGAGUUGAGGUUAUUAGAUUUUGACGGAGAAUGUCUGGAAGAGAAGAUAAGCUACUAAAGUGUAUAUGCGUAUUCUAAGCAAAUAGCUACAUUUAGCUGGCGCAAUUGGAACGAUUUCACGGAAAAUGAAGCUAUCACCGUUGAAUAAUAGUGGGUCU